ACCGUCCUCUUCCUCGACAUCGUGGGAUACACCAAGCGCUGUAUGGAGCUCUCGCCCGACGAGAUCACGGACUGGAUGUCGCAUGUGCAUGCUGACGUCGAGCAGCUGAUCGCCGAGUACUCGAUCCGCAAGAUCGAGACGAGAGGAGACUGCUACAUCUGUGCCUCGGGUACCAACGGCGUGCAGGGCGACAGAGGGGAAGACCAGAUGACGAGGAUGGUGAAGUUCGCGGUUGCAGUCUUCCAUCGGAUCAAGCAGAACAACGACACGCUCAUCCGUGUUGGCAUCGCGUGCGGCCCCCUCACCAUCGCCUACAUCGACAGCAACCACUUCGCUCCCACCAUGUGCGCCUUUGGUGACACCAUGAACACAGCGGCUCGCAUGGAGCAGAGCGGAAACCCGGGACUGCUGCACCUGUCGGAAGAGGCGGCACUGCGGUACAUGGACGAGAUGUGGAGCCACAAGCAGGCGGAGGAGCUGCGA
Guillardia theta CCMP2712 is the source of this 483-nucleotide messenger RNA. RefSeq lists its product as hypothetical. The record is from RefSeq and is a predicted model, not a curated record. Gene Ontology annotation, biological process: intracellular signal transduction; receptor guanylyl cyclase signaling pathway; cGMP biosynthetic process. The annotation marks the transcript as partial. Gene Ontology annotation, molecular function: peptide receptor activity; guanylate cyclase activity. Lineage: Eukaryota; Cryptophyceae; Pyrenomonadales; Geminigeraceae. The transcript has a single exon.